Molecule: messenger RNA, 3243 nt
Organism: Prunus armeniaca (apricot)
Lineage: Eukaryota; Viridiplantae; Streptophyta; Magnoliopsida; Rosales; Rosaceae
Source: the annotation of a GenBank genome assembly
AUGGCUGGAUCUGGAAGCUCAGAGGCUAGAAUCCCAAUUUUCUCUGGUGAGAACUAUGAGUUUUGGAGGAUUAAGAUGGUUACCAUAUUCAAAUCAUAUGGUUUAUGGGUUUUGGUAGAGAAGGGGUUUACAAUCCCAGAUUCAAAGAAUAAGGAAUCUGAGGAUGUUUCAGGAGAAAAAGUUGAUGAGAAAGCAGCUGCCAUUCUCAUGAGGGAUGCGAAAGCUCUUGGAAUUAUCCAAAAUGCAGUUUCUGAUCAGAUUUUUCCCAGGAUUGCAAAUGCUGACUCUGCAAAGAUGGCUUGGGAUCUGCUGUACUCAGAAUAUCAUGGUGGAGAGCAUGUUAGAUCGGUAAAACUUCAAAACCUCAGACGUGAAUUUGAGUACACUAGGAUGCGUGAUAAUGAAACCUUAUUUGAUUAUCUUACUAGACUAAAUGAAUUGAUCAACCAAAUGAAAACAUUUGGUGAAGUUUUGUCAAAUGAGAGGCAGGUUCAGAAGGUGUUAAUUAGUCUUAGUAAGAAGUAUGAUCCUAUAUGUCUUGUGAUUGAAAACACAAAGACUCUAGAAACUGUGGAGUUGCAGGAAGUGAUUGCCAUUUUGAAGAGUCAAGAACAAAGACUUGAAAUGCAUAAUGUUGAUACAGCUGAGAAGGCAUUUGCCUCAAUCACUGUGAAUCCCAAAGGUCAGAAUAAAAAUGGAUCGCAGUCUGGUUCAUCCAAGUCACAGGGAAAUUGGCAUUCUAAAGGAAAGCCAUGGGAGUCAAAAGGCAAGUCACAGCAGAACAGUUAUCCUGCACAGAAUGUCAAUUCUACAAAUCAGGAGAAUGCAAAACCUCAAUGCAAGGUGUGUUCAAAGCAUCAUUUUGGUGAGUGUAGAUACAAUGGGAAACCAAAAUGCUAUAACUGUGAUAGGUUUGGACAUUUUGCUAGGGACUGUACUGUGAAUAAAAAUGUGCAUAAGGCAAACUAUGUAAACCAAAUAGAUGUGACAGGGAAUCUGUUUUAUGCCAAUUGCACAACCACUGAGAUCAAAACCAAUGGAGAAUGGUAUGUUGAUAGUGGUUGUAGCAAUCAUAUGACAGGAGAUUUAAAACUUCUGGUUGAUGUGAGAACUAAUGUGACAGGGAAGGUACAAAUGCCAACAGGUACACUUGUAAAUGUUGCUGGCAUUGGUUCACUGAUGAUUGACACAGAAAAUGGUAGGAAAUACAUCAGAGAAGUAAUGUACCUGCCAGGGUUAAAGGAAAACUUGCUGAGUGUUGGACAGAUGGAUCAACAUGGAUAUUGUCUGGUGUUUGGAGAAGGAAUGUGCAGGGUGUUUGAUAGUCCAUCUAUGGAUUAUCUAAUCAUCAAAGUACCAAUGAAGAGUAACAGAUGCUAUCCAGUAUCUUUUCUUGCUGACAACCAGCUACUCAUGAAAACCAGUUUCACUCAAUGCACAUGGAUGUGGCAUAAAAGACUAGGUCACUUGCACUUUAAAGGUCUGAAACAGUUAAGAGAGAAAGACAUGGUGCAUGGUUUACCACAAUUGGAAGAACAAAGUGGUGUGUGUGAAGGGUGCCAAUUGGGAAAACAACACAGGGUUGUGUUUCCAAAGGAACAAGCUCAAAGAGCAAGCAAGGCACUUGAAUUGGUGCAUAUAGAUCUUUGUGGUCCUAUGAGAAAUGAAUCAGUUGCAAGGAACAAAUAUUUCAUGCUGAUUAUAGAUGAUUUCACAAGAAUGAUUUGGGUAUAUUUCUUAAGAAACAAAUCAGAAGCUUUCAGCUGUUUCAAGAAGUUCAAGUCUAUGACUGAAUUACAAACUGGACACCAAGUGAAAUGCAUAAGAAGUGACAGAGGUGGAGAGUUUCUAUCUACUGAAUUUGUGGAGUUUUGUGAAGCUCACGGCAUUCAAAGGCAGCUUACAAUGGCCUAUACUCCUCAGCAAAAUGGAGUGGUAGAGAGAAAGAAUAGGACUGUCAUUGAGAUGGCAAAAUCAAUGUUACAUGAUAAGGGAAUGCCUUAUUUCCUAUGGGCAAAAGCAGUGCAUACAGCUGUUUAUUUGCUGAACAGAUGUCCUACCAAAGCUCUCCAUAACAUUACCCCAUUUGAAUCAUAUAGUGGAAGGAAGCCUGGAAUUGCACAUCUGAAAGUUUUCGGUUCUCUGUGUUAUGUUCAUGUACCAGCUGAAUUGAGGCACAAGUUGGAUCCUAAGAGCACAAAGGGAGUGUUUGUGGGAUAUGCCACUUGUGAAAAAGGCUAUAGAGUUUUUGAUCCAAUCUCUAACAAGCUGAUAUUGUCAAGGGAUGUGACAUUCGAUGAGGAAGGUGUUUGGAAUUGGACAGAUAACCAUGGUUCAGAUAUGCCAACAUACUCAGUUGAAAAUCAAGUAGAGUUUGAUGUCAAUUCUGGAAAUUCAGGUGACAAUGGUGCAGCUACACCUCUAACUCAGAAUCUGCAGGAAGGAAAUUUGUCAUCUACUCAUCACACUCUAAGUGAUAUAAGUAGUGAAGAAAGGAGAACUCAAGCCUAUGAUCAUUCUCCAUUAAAGUGGAGGAGACUAGAUGAUGUGUUGGCACAAUGUAACUUGUGCAUCGUGGAACCAGAAAACUAUGUUGAUGCUGCACAGGAUGAAUCUUGGCUUAAGGCUAUGCAAGAUGAAUUGUACAUGAUUGAAAAGAAUGGAACAUGGGAAUUGGUGGAAAGACCAUCUGAAAAACCAGUGAUUGGAGUUAAAUGGGUUUACAAGACAAAACUAAAUUUGGAUGGUUCAGUUCAAAGGAAUAAAGCAAGGUUAGUUGCCAAGGGAUAUGCUCAGAAGCCUGGACUGGAUUACAAUGAAACAUAUGUACCUGUAGCUAGAUUGGAUACCAUCAAAACACUUAUUGCUCUUGCUGCCCAAAAGAACUGGAAAUUGUACCAACUUGAUGUGAAGUCUGCUUUCCUUAAUGGAGUAUUACAAGAAGAAGUCUACAUUGAUCAGCCGGAUGGUUUUGUGAUUCAAGGUCAAGAAGACAAGGUAUAUAAGCUACAUAAGGCUCUAUAUGGUUUGAAACAAGCACCUAGGGCCUGGUAUGGAGAGAUAGAUAACUAUUUCUCUCAAUGUGGUUUUGAGAGAAGCUUAAGUGAAGCAACCUUGUACACCAAGGUAAGGGGAGAUACGGAGAUCCUAAUUGUGUCUAUCUAUGUAGAUGAUAUUUUGUAUACAGGGAGCAAGCAAACACUGUUAGCUGAAUUCAAAGAAGAUAUGAUGGCUAAGUAUUAG